Ceratitis capitata (Mediterranean fruit fly) is the source of this 1369-nucleotide messenger RNA. RefSeq names its product alpha-tocopherol transfer protein-like. Bases 230 to 1201 code for a protein of 323 amino acids. The transcript is spliced from 4 exons. Gene Ontology annotation, cellular component: membrane. Lineage: Eukaryota; Metazoa; Arthropoda; Insecta; Diptera; Tephritidae. Gene Ontology annotation, molecular function: phosphatidylinositol bisphosphate binding. The record is from RefSeq and is a predicted model, not a curated record.
AGUGAAGUGUAUCUCGUGUGUGGCCUUCGAUUUUAUUUUUGGUGUAGAAAAUUUGCAAAAUCUAAUGUGCAAAAAAUAGUAAUAAUAAAAAGUUAAAACACUUUUUACAAAUCACCGUUAAAUCCGCGAAAAGAAAACAUUAAAAAAAUUUCCGUUAUAGCAUUUGCAAAAUCUUUUAUUUAAAAAAAAAAAAAAAAACUUUCCGCCUUAAGAACAAAUUAACCAUAGAAUGGCACAAAUACGCCCAUUGGUACCCGAAUUGGCUGCGGUCGCACGCACCGAACUCAACGAAGUCGAAUCACGCGUUGUCAGCGAUAUUGUGGAGCUGCGACAGUGGAUUGAAGAACAGCCAUAUUUGACAGCGCGCACCGAUGAUCAAUUCCUUGUGGGCUUCCUGCGCUUCUGCAAAUACAACAUGGAUGAUACGAAGAAACGUAUCGACUAUUAUUACACAUACAAAACGACAGCAGGCGAUUUACUUAAGAGUCGGCGGAUCGAUGAUAAAGUAUUUGGUAUUUGCCGGGCGGGCAUAUUCGCCACACUUCCGAAACCAGUUGGACCGGGCGGUCCGCGUAUACACUUCACACGCAUGGGUCAAAUUGAUACUUCCCUAUACACGGCCAAAGAUAUCUUCCGUUUCCUAAUGUUUCGUUCGGAAAUUGAGGCCAAUACCGAUGAUAAUUGGAUUAUAAGUGGUGUACUUGAAAUAAUGGAUUUUUCCAAAAUUCCAUACGCUUUAUUGCGUCAAUUUGAGGCGAAUUUAUUUAAAAAGAUGGCCGCUUUCUUAGAAUAUGGCGUACCUACAAAUUUAGUGGGUACACACAUCGUAAAUGCUUCCAUGGAUGCCCAAAUUAUAUUGAAUUUGGUGCGUUUGGUGAUGAAACAAAAAGAAUUGCUACACAUACACUCAUCGUUGGAGUCGCUACAUAAGGCCAUUGGCAAGGAGUACUUACCCGUCGAAUAUGGUGGCACCAAUGGCACUUACGAAGAGGCCAUGACAACGUUUGAACAGCAGCUCAACGAAUUUAGCUCAUACUUUGAUGAGGACGAAAAGUAUGGCGUCGAUGAGGCGUUGCGUCAGAGUAUUGAGCCCGCAGUUGGUGCGGCUACAGAUAAGACACCGCCAACACCAGUCUCGCCGCCAUCGCCUAAAUGUGUGAGUGUACCUGAGGGGUCUUUUCGUAAAUUAAAUAUCGAUUAAAUUAAAAAAAAAAAACAAAAAAAAACGUGCUCUUUAAAAAUACUAAACGAAAUAAAAAAAUAAAAAAUUAAUUCAUUAAAAAUAUAAACUAAAAACAAGAACAAAAAAAGUACGUCAAAAUGAAAAUGGGAAUAUGAACAGAUGUUUAACAGACAAGAGUUAAAAACA